Molecule: messenger RNA, 2076 nt
Organism: Colletotrichum karsti
Lineage: Eukaryota; Fungi; Ascomycota; Sordariomycetes; Glomerellales; Glomerellaceae
Exons: 1
Biological process (GO): mitochondrion organization; small GTPase-mediated signal transduction; regulation of mitochondrion organization
Cellular component (GO): mitochondrial outer membrane
Molecular function (GO): GTP binding; GTPase activity; calcium ion binding
Source: RefSeq, a predicted model, not a curated record
UUGAGCUUUCAGCUUCAAUCACUCCGACUUGCUCUCCUUCCAGCAAAAGUAACCACCCUGCCAUGGCAUCGCAAUAGAGACGUUUCUCAAUCUGAGCUUCGCCUAUUCCUACCAUGGCUUCUGGUAGGUGGCCUGACGGACAGCUCUAUCCGACCUCGAUCCGUUCUCGAGCUUCUAGCUGACCAUUUCGUUCCCAUUCUAGUCCGUAUCUGCGUCUGCGGUGACGAGGGCACUGGCAAGUCCAGCCUCAUCGCCUCGCUCGUCAAGGAUGUCUUCAUCUCCAACAAGAUCCAAGCUGUCCUCCCCUCCAUCACCCUCCCUCCUCAGCUCGGCACCCCCGACAAUGUCACCACCACCGUCGUCGAUACCUCCGCCCGUCCCCAAGACCGCACCACACUGCGGAAAGAGAUUCGAAAGUGCAACGUCAUCCUCCUAGUCUACGGCGACCACUACAGCUACGAGCGAGUGGCCCUCUUUUGGAUGCCCUACUUCCGAUCCCUCGGCGUCAACGUACCGGUCGUCCUCUGCGCGAACAAAUCCGAUCUGACGGGCGAUGGAAACACACCACAAGUCGUUGAGGGCGAGAUGCUGCCCGUCAUGGCCGAGUUCCGCGAAAUCGAUUCGUGCAUCAGGACAAGCGCGAGGGAGCACCGAAACGUUAACGAAGUUUUCUUCCUCUGUCAGAAGGCCGUCACCCACCCCAUCGCCCCGCUAUUCGACUACAAGGAGGGCAAUCUGAAGCCGGCUUGCGUCGACGCCCUCAAACGGAUAUUCUACCUCUGCGAUAAGGAUCAGGACGGAUACCUCAACGACCAGGAGAUGCACAGCUUCCAGGCCAGGUGCUUCGAUAAGCCACUUGGCCCCGAGGACCUGGAGAAUAUCAAGCUCUCCCUAAUCAAGUCGCUCCCCCAAUGGUCUGCGGAGAAGGGCAUUGACCAAAGAGGGUUUUUGCAGUUGAACAAGAUCUACGCCGAAAAGGGCCGCCACGAGACGAUAUGGAUCAUUCUCCGCAAGUUCCGCUACACGGACAGCUUGAGUCUGGAAGACAGCUUCUUGCGCCCCAAGUUCGACGUGCCUGAAUACUCGUCAGCGGAGCUAAGCCCUGCGGGCUAUCGCUUCUUUGUAGACUUGUUCUUGCUUUUUGACAAGGAUAAUGACGGCGGUCUCAACGACCAAGAGCUGGAGGCUCUCUUUGCGCCCACGCCCGGGCUGCCUUACUCCUGGAUCGACAUGUUGUUCCCGUCCUCUACGGUACGGAACGAGGCCGGGCACGUCACACUGCAAGGAUGGCUUGCUCAGUGGAGUAUGACCACCUUCAUGGAGCCAAAGACGACGCUCGAGUAUCUGGCGUAUCUGGGCUUUGAGCCGGCAAACCCGCGGGAGACUACGACUGCUGCCCUGAAGGUUACCAAGUCACGCAAGCGCAGGAGACGCCCUGGCAAGGUCGAACGUAAUGUCGUACUGUGUUACGUUCUCGGCGCAUCCGGGGCUGGCAAGUCGUCGCUUUUGGACGCCUUCUUGAGUCGUCCCUUCGACGGCCUCUACCGCCCAACCAUCAAACCGCGGCGAGCUGUCAAUAGUGUUGAGCUCCCCGGCGGAAAGCAGUGCUACAUGAUUCUAGAGGAGCUUGGCGAGCUGGAGCCUGCCAUCCUGGAGAACCAGGCAAAGCUCGAUGCUUGCGAUCUCAUCUGCUACGCGUACGACUCUUCGGACCCCAACUCCUUUUCUCACAUUGUCGAGCUGCGCAAGCGCUACCCGCAGCUGGACGACCUCCCCAACAUUUACACCGCCUUGAAGGCAGACAAGGACAAGACGAUGCAGCGCAGCGAGAUGCAGCCGGACGCGUACACAUCGAAUCUCAUGAUGAGCACCCCGCUCCACGUCACCGUCAAGUGGAACAACAUCAGCGAGCUCUUCAUCGCCCUUGCCGACGCUGCAACGAACCCCAGCAAUGCGUUUCCUCGGAGCGAGGAGCCGCCUCCGGAUAGAACCAGUUUGUAUCUCGCGCUGGGCGCAACGGCUUGUGCCGGCAUUGCUGCCUUCAUGAUCUGGAGGCGCUCGACCACAUCGGCAUAG